This is a messenger RNA of Molossus molossus (Pallas's mastiff bat), 397 nucleotides long. RefSeq names its product NADH:ubiquinone oxidoreductase subunit A1 (gene NDUFA1). The transcript is spliced from 3 exons. NCBI's taxonomy places the organism in Eukaryota, Metazoa, Chordata, Mammalia, Chiroptera, Molossidae. Bases 95 to 307 code for a protein of 70 amino acids. The record is from RefSeq and is a predicted model, not a curated record.
CCCGCCCAGCCGCGGGGCUUAGUGGGAAGGGGUCGAAGCCAGUCGCUCUUAAGGACCUGGAAGGUAUUUUUCGGGCCCUGCUAACCUUGCCGCGAUGUGGUUCGAGAUUCUCCCCGGGCUCGCCGUCAUGGGCGUGUGCUUACUCAUCCCCGGGAUUGCCACCGCGCACCUCCACAGGUUCAGUAACGGGGGCAAGGAAAAAAGGGUUGCAUAUUAUUCUUAUCAGUGGACUUUGAUGGAAAGAGAUAAACGUGUCUCUGGAGUUAAUCGUUACUAUAUGUCAAAGGGUUUGGAGAACAUUGAUUAAGGAAGCAUUUUCCUGAUUGAUGAAAAAUGACUUAGUCAUGUUCAUCUACCCCUGCUAGAAGGUUAUGCAGUGUAUUAUGUAAUGUGUAAU